GAAAGACCAUAACUAGGAUUCGGGGUAGCCCACGGAAGACGGUUCUGGAGGGCUGGCCCACGUUCCCCACGCUGCCAAGCCAGAGGUGGGUGGGGCAGCAAACGAGUUUCUCCCCUUGGGCGGAGGAAGGGAAUUUGCAGGCGGUCCCUUAGCAUCUUAGGAAGCCAACGCUGGCUUGUUAUGGUCUCGUUGCUCUGCUUUUCCCCCCAUCCUGACGCUGCAAAAGAGCGGCUGCGGUUGAAGACGAUCCGGAGGAAGGAAAGAAAGUGGAAUUGCAAACCAACCCCUCGCUUGGGUUUGCUCACCUGGCUGCCUUCAGAGGCCUCAGGGCACAGCUGCUGCUGUUGCUACUGCUAUACAGUGAGAAGAGGCUCCAAGGCUGAUUCUGGGAACUUUGUCAGGACCUGCCAGAGACAUAGAGAGAAUUGCAAAGCCUUUGGCUAACCAGGAUCUCAGAAUUUUUCUGCUCUCUUCACUCCGCCCCAUUACUUCCAGUAGCUUCACUGUCUGUGUUUCGGCUGUUCUUACCAGAGACUCACACUGGCAGCACUGAAAUGGCAGUGGUUGAUCCUGGUGUCUGCAACUGAGUCUAAAUCAGGGAAUGACACUUCUCAGGUAUUUUUUGAGCUAAAACUUUCCAGGGGACCCAUCAGCUUCACAGAUGGACAACUCAUUCACGGACGAAUCUUCAUCAGGAGAUGGGACUCUCCUCCUCCUGAGCAUCCUAGGAUUUAAAAAUAGCCCAGUCAAUGAAACAGAACAGCACUGCUUUAGCGCCCAUGGCCAUAGCACUGUCCUCCAAGGGUUGCCAUUUGGUGGCAUCCCCACCGUUCUUAUCCUCAACCUCAUUGUCUGGGUGAUCCUUCUCGUGAUAUUCUCCUGCCUUCGUAAAGCAGCUUGGGACUAUGGGCGCCUGGCGUUGCUGAUGGACAAUGACAGCCUGACAUCACUCUUCUAUGGAGAGCAAAGUGAAAAGGAAAAAUCCCCAUCAGAGACCAGCCCGCAGGAUGUUGAAAACAAAGAUGUGGGUUUAUGCUCCUGGCUGAUUUCGAUCUACCAGAUGAAGGAUGAAGAAAUUCAAAGCAAGUGUGGAAUUGAUGCCACCACCUACCUGUCCUUCCAACGUCACAUCCUGGUGUUGCUCACGAUAAUCUGUGUGCUCUCCAUAGCAGUCAUCCUCCCUGUCAACUUCUCUGGUGACCUCCUGGGUCAUGAGCCUUCUAAUUUUGGUCGAACCACAAUUGCAAAUGUCCCCAAAGAGGACCGUCUCCUGUGGCUGCACAGUAUCUUUGCCCUCCUCUAUUUCGUCAUCACUGUCCUCUGCAUGGCUCAUCACUCCAUCCAGCUUGAUUACAAAGAGCAUGAGAAGGUGGCGCGGACACUGAUGGUUACCAGGAUUCCCAAAGAAAUCACUGAUCCUUCCCUUGUCAUCAAACACUUCCAUGAGGCCUAUCCAAGCUGCACUGUAACUGCUGUCCAGUUUUGCUUUGAUGUUCACAAACUAAUGAAGCUGGAUUCAAAGAGGCGCAAAGCAAUGAAGGGAAGGCUUUUCUUCACCACCAAGGCUCAAAAGGAGGGGAAAAUCAUGAUUAGGAUCCACCCCUGUUCCCGCAUCUUCUGUUGCCGUUUUUGUGGCUUUGAAGAGGUUGAUGCUGAACAAUAUUAUGGGGAGCUGGAAGAGAAACUGACAGAUGAGUUUAAUGCUGAACGCAGCCGGAUUGCGCUCAAGCGCCUUGAUAUGGCAUUUGUCACGUUCCAGGAUGAAAGGAUGACAGCCACGAUUUUGAAGGAUUACAACCAUCCCUACUGCUACAGAAAUCCACAGCAAUCAUCUGUUACCACUGUCGUGAAGUCCCACUGCUGGGGAGUUAGCUAUGCUCCUGCUCCCAAUGACAUCAUCUGGGAGAAUUUAUCCAUCCAUGGUGCUUCGUGGUGGGUACGGUUUAUCCUGCUCAACAUCAGCCUCUUCAUCCUCCUCUUCUUCCUCACCACACCUGCCAUCAUUGUCAACACCAUGGACCUGUUCAACGUUACACGGCCUGUGGAGAGCCUCAAGAACCCAGUUGUCACCCAGUUCCUUCCCACUCUACUGCUCUGGGCCUUUUCUGUGCUCCUUCCUUUCAUAGUGUACUAUUCAGCUUACCUUGAGUCACAUUGGACAAGGUCAAAUAAAAACCAGAUCACAAUGCACAAGUGCUAUUUCUUCCUGAUAUUUAUGGUUAUCAUCUUGCCGUCGCUUGGACUGACAAGUUUGGAUCUUUUCUUCCAUUGGCUCUUUGACACUCACUUUCUGGAUCAGGCAGACAUGCGGUUUCAAUGUGUUUUCCUCCCUGAUAAUGGUGCUUUCUUUGUCAACUAUGUCAUCACCACCAGCCUGAUAGGGACAGCCAUGGCACUUAUGCGCAUCCCCGGACUCGUUGUCUAUGCUACACGGCUCGGUUUUGCCAAGUCUGAACCAGAAAGGCUUCAUGUCAAGCGGAACCAAGCUUAUGACUUCCAAUUUGGAUUGGAGUAUGCCUGGAUUUGCUGUGUAUUUGCUGUUGUUAUGACCUAUAGCAUCACCUGUCCCAUUAUUGUUCCCUUUGGUUUGCUAUACAUGAUGCUCAAGCACAUGGUUGACCGCUACAACAUUUACUAUGUAUACCUGCCCACCAAGCUGAACCAGCACAUCCAUUUAGCAGCCGUCAGCCAGAUGGUGAUGGCUCCCAUGCUCUGUAUGUUCUCUCUGCUCUUCUUCUCCAUCCUCCGGUUAGGCUACAGACAUCCCAUCACCAUCUUCACCUGUGUAGUCCUUCUCUGCUGCAUCUUUUGUUCCUUCUUCGGCUUGUGUCUACGGAAGCUACAUCCAAGGAAGCCUUCCAGUUACCAGGAAAUGUCUGAACAGUCUGAGGGAGCUUACAUUGAUACAGAAAGGAGCAGCAUCUCUUCAACACCAAAUUCAAAUAUGUUUGUAGCUACAGUUCUCCAAGAGCCCGAACUCAGCCUCACGCCAGCAGCCUCUCCAGCUCACCAGUCCUAUGGCACUAUGGGCGGCCGUCUGGAGCAAGCAGAGAAUCUGGAGGGUGGCCUGCAGAGUUUUGAAACAGAGCUGCAAAACACAGAGGAUAAAUACAAGACCAGGCCUGUGCUGGACAACCAAAUGCAGUACCAUUGACCCCACCUCCUGUCAGAGCCAUGACAGACAAAGAGGAAACAUUUGACUGUUGAGAGUGCCAGGGGAAGCCUCAUAUCCCAAGGCCUGGAUAAUUCUGAGCUGUCAUAUCAGUCCUGGUGUCAGCUGGUCUUGAGCAAGGAUCUGGAACCAGGCAGGUGGAUGCACAAUGCCUUUCGAUGCUGCACAUCUCUUAGCCAUGCUGUUGGGUUGACAGAUCAACUCUUUGGCAGAGAGAAAGAAUGAUGGAGAAGUUCCUUGGAUGGCAGUGUUACUCCCAUCCUUUGCUCCAGCUCUUCCACAGUGUGUUCCCUGUAUCGCCUUGCAUCCUUCUGUUCCAGGGCCACAAAGACUCUCCUUGCCUGGCUCUUCUUACAUCUUCUGACAAACCCUCUCAGAUCUCAUGUGACCCAUUUUCUCUCUUCCUCAUUUUCUCCACCAUUUUAUCUGGCUUUUCCUUUUACACUAUUUUUCAUAGCAGCAAAGUUCUGUAGUGUUAUAUCUUCUACACAUUACAGCAAGAGGAAAAGAAAUGAAAUGUGAUGGCUAUGGUAGCUAUGAACUUUUUGACAAAUAUUUUGAAGGGUGGGUAAGAAACAGAGCUGGGAAAAGUACUUCUUUGGACUAGAAGUUUUGGAAUCCUUAUUAGUGGGUUGUGGGCAUUGUAGUCAAAAACGUUUCUGAGCUCUGGCAGGAAGAGUGGAAUGGCAACUGCCUAGUAAGACUCCUUUAAGAUGCCCAUGCAGCUCGUUGUAAUGCAUCAGCUGAAGAAGCAAAAGCUUGUGUGUUUCCUGAAUAACACAAGAGCCCUUGGAGACUCAUCUUGCAAGCCACAGAUCCUUAGCAUUUUUUAAAAAAUUGUGCCCUUUAGCUACUGCUGCAAUUGUUGCUUUUACCCAAAUCCACUGCCUUUGAGAGAGACUCACCUUGCCUCUUUGGCCCAAGUGAGAAGCUUGAUUUGCCUGUUUUUCUAGAUCUGUGUUCUGUGCUAGACUUCCAGAAGAAUUGCUCAUGUUCACAUUUUGCUGCCUGUGCCCAAAUCAGGAAUUAGUUUUUGGUUUGGGGAGGGAAGCAAAUGAGAAGGGGGUUAUAUUGAAGCUGAAGCCAAAACUUGAUGGGAGAAUGUUAACUUUGUGUGUGUAAAUCCAGAUGUGCUGCAGUCCCAGAACAACUGGGAAUAAAAUCAAACUUUUAGAAUUAAAGGGGGCUUAUAGGUGGAAAGAACGAAAUCCUCUCACAGUCGAUAAUAAGGUGGGCACGGGACUGAUCAUCCUAUUGUGGAAGAGAGAAGGAUUUGACUUCUGCCACUUUUAUCUAAUGUUUGUCUACAUAUUUGAGAUCUUUCCACAUUAUGAGGGUGGAACCUGUUUGAUUCCAGUACACAUCACCCUAGCAGGUAUGGCUAGAGUUUGGGAAAGAUGGGACUGUUAUACAACCUCCAGAGAGCCUCAAGUGGGAGAAACAUAUUUGAACCUAUUGCUGGACUACAAUCCCAUCUUGUUUGACAUCUGAGACAGGCAGAAAUGAGGUCUCUGCCCUUAAGUGACCAUAAUCAGCAUGUUCAAAGUUAGCAGCAUCUAACCUGCAUGAGACCACACACUCCAACCAUCUACAGAAAGAAUGUUGCAAGGAUAGGUAUGGUUAUCAGAAUUAGUUUCUGUUUAGAUUAUUGCAUGGACAUUUGUUUUGUUUAGACCUGCUGAUGUCAAACAGAGCAUUUUCUAGUUAAAUUGCAUAAUAACCUGGACCAUUAUUUAUCUCCCAUUCAUCUUGCUGAGCAUGUUCUACUAAUUUUCUGGGACUGAGGCAGUUGAGGUUAGUCUCUUGCAGUAAUAUUCUAAUAACUGUUAUGUGAUGACUUAAAAACUACUUUUGAAUUAAGGCUUAACAGACAAGAAAAGGUGUCAAUAAAGAUGUGCCAACUUUUUUCUAGUAUAGCCCCUCUGCCUUGAGUGAUGCCUCUCACUGAGCAAGCUGAACAUUCCUAAGGAUAGAGGCUGAGCUUGCAAACAUUGCCUGGUGUCCUGUUAGUUUUAAUUGGACUUGGAUCCUCAUCCCACAAGUGGAGGAAAAGCGGGGAAAACUGGAGGGCACAGAUUUAUCCUCUUUCCUCUUGUCUUUCCCUAUCUUGUGGGAUGGCCAGCCAUCCCACAUCCUUUCUAAGUGAUGUCUAUCUUUCCACCACAUUCCUCCAAUUGGAGUCGGAUGUUAUCCAACUCCUGAAGAUAGAUUUAGGGCUUUGCUUCCAUGUGCUGUGGAAACGUAGCCCCACAGAGUCCCACCAGAAGUGCCCUUACAUUAUGUGAUGGCCUCCGUGGGACUUCCAUGGGACUCCUUUUCCAAAGUGCAUGGAAACAAGAGCCCUAAACCCUUGGAGAAAACCCCAGGAGAUGGGCUACUUCCAGAUUGGACAGUCCCGGAUGAAGUCCUUAGAUCAUUGUAGCUGCUUUAUGUUCUCAUUUGCAACCAUAGUCCUAUCACCAUGAUCACGAAUGGUCCUGAAGCCCAUCUUAAAAACCAUCCAUCCUUCCAGAGUACUAGAUAUCUAUUGCCAAGUGAGGCAUUGAAGGAUAACGUGAUUAGCCUACUCCCAUUGGCAAGUAAUGCUCAAACACAGAAGCAGGGCAUAGAUGCUCAACAUGUUUGGAACUGGGUCUCGGCCAUUAUUCCUAAUGAUAGUAUAUAUUUCCAGAAUCCCACAGCCGGCUAAGAAAAGUAAA
Molecule: messenger RNA, 5871 nt
Organism: Anolis sagrei ordinatus
Lineage: Eukaryota; Metazoa; Chordata; Lepidosauria; Squamata; Anolidae
Gene: TMEM63C
Product: transmembrane protein 63C
Cellular component (GO): plasma membrane
Molecular function (GO): calcium-activated cation channel activity
Source: RefSeq, a predicted model, not a curated record